UUUGAACGCAACGUCUCUCUCAUCUUCGCUUCUCUCCUCUCCUGUCGAGCUUCCCUCUGUCUCUCUCUCACGCAAAACUGCUUUGCCAAUCGCCACAUCCCAGUCCCCCUCACAUGACCGUUGUGGCCCAUAGCCGUUUGGGAGCUCGGUCGGUCCCACCGGGGCAAAAUUUCCUUUACUAGCCGUUGGAUUUGAAUAAAGACCCACAUCCCACCCACGCUCAUAAGCGUAACAAUAAUAAUAAUAACAUAGCAACAAUAAUAAUAUCAUCAUAUCAUUAAUAAUCUCACAGUCAAGAACCCAACCUUCUCUCACUUGUUCUCUUCUUAUUCUUGGUUCUGUAGAUGAUUGAAGAGCUGAAGAAGGAGUGGAAUAUUCUUGAUUUCUGGUUUUGGAUUGUUCUUAGGGCAUUUGGGUUCUUAGUCUAUAAUCGAGAUGGAUCAAGAAAACAUGGUCAUAUCUGUGGAGAACAACAACCGUACCUGGAUUAAACCCAGAAUUGUUCAAGAGAUGGAUGGAAGAAAGUCUGGAGUGCAAGGGCGGCAGAACAGGAGAGUUUUGGGUGCGAUUAAUCAGAACAUAGUAGCUAAUCCAUACCCAUGUGUUGUUACUAAUAGAGGAGGAACAUCAGAAAAAAACGGGAACAGUGACAAGAAUCAUUCUGUACAAGCUAAUAGACCAAUCACAAGAAAAUUUGCUGCCCAAAUUGCAAACUCUCAGCAACAUUGUCAUGAGGAAAGCAAGAAACAAAGAAUUGAGGUUGAAGAAUCCAGGGUGCGGGAGGAAGAUGAACAAGAAAAAGAUUGUGAUAACGACCAGCCAGUCCCUAUGACUUUGGAGCAAGCAGAAAUAGAUUCAAACGAAAAGCAUCAUAUGGAAGAGGUAGAAAUGGAGGAUAUAUAUGAAGAGAAUGUAUCCUUGGACAUUGACAGCGGAGAUGCAAAAAACCCUCUUGCAGUUGUUGAGUACAUUGAAGAUCUUUAUGCCUAUUACAGAAAAGUUGAGAACUGUAGUUGCGUUUCCCCUGAUUACAUGUCAAGACAGCUUGACAUCAAUGAAAGGAUGAGGGCUAUACUAAUUGACUGGCUCGUUGAGGUCCACCACAAGUUUGAGCUAAGGGAAGAGACACUGUUUUUGACCAUAAACAUCAUAGACAGAUUCUUAGAGAAACAAAAUGUGGUGAGAAAGAAGCUUCAACUGGUUGGGUUGGUUGCUAUGCUAUUGGCUUGCAAGUAUGAAGAGGUUUCUGUUCCCGUUGUGGAUGAUUUUGUGUUCAUUUCUGCCAAAGCUUACACAAAGAAAGAAGUUCUUGACAUGGAGAGCUGGAUGCUCAACACACUGCAAUUCAAUAUGUCAGUCCCAACUCCUUAUGUCUUUCUCAGAAGAUUCCUCAAGGCCACACAAUCUGAUAAGAAGAAGCUGGAGCUAUUGUCUUUGUUCUUAAUUGAGCUCUGCCUUGUGGAGUAUGAAAUGACCAAAUACCCCCCAUCGUCUUUGGCCGCCGCUGCAGUCUACACUGCACAAUGCACACUCCAUGCCCAUAAUAAGGAGUGGAACCAGACCUGUGAAUGGCAUACUGGCUACUCUGAACAUCAACUUCUAGAAAGCUCAAGAAUGAUGGUGAGCUUCCAUCAAAGGGCAGCAACAGGGAAACUAACAGGAGUGUAUAGGAAGUACAACACCUCAAGGUUUGGCCAUGUAGCAAAGUGUCAGCCUGCCACUUUUCUUCUUCUUCACAACUGUCAAGAACAGCAACAACAAUCUCACCAGCAACAAUAAGGCCUUCAUCAUUCUUGAGCUUUCUUUCUACUUAUUACGCUUGAAGAAUAUGGUAUUAACUGGAUUUGUCAUAAUUAUUUUAAUGCUUUGUUUUGAGAUAAUUUGUUAACUUCCCCUCCAACAUGAUUGUUGAGUUUUUGAUGAUUAAUCUGCGUUGUAUUUCUUAUUUCUACUCGAAAUAAUCAGAUAACAGGCGAAAUGAAUGCAUUACUCUUUAUUUAUUUU
Molecule: messenger RNA, 2004 nt
Organism: Cuscuta europaea
Lineage: Eukaryota; Viridiplantae; Streptophyta; Magnoliopsida; Solanales; Convolvulaceae
Source: the annotation of a GenBank genome assembly